UCAUCUUCCCCGACUUGUUUGCAAUUGCAGGUCUACUUUCCCUGUACGUAAUCAAUGACGAAUUGCUUGUACCAAAAAAGCUAAUCAAUGACGUAUUGCUCUUAGUCGGCACCUUUAAAAGGCAAAGAAAUCAUCAAACGAGUCCAGCAAGAAAGUAUAGUACCACCAGAGCCAAUGGAUUCUAGACAUGGAAGAGUUCGUGUUCUAAUGCUUCCAUGGCUAGCUCAUGGUCACAUUUCACCAUUCCUCCAACUAGCCAAGAAUCUUGCUGCCACACAAAACUUCGACAUCUACGUUUGCUCUACCCCUGUAAACAUAUCUUCCUUCAACCAUGAUUUUCUCCCUCCCCAUUCCUCUCUUUCAAUCCAUUUCGUGGAAUUCCAUCUCCCAACAUCGCCUGACCUUCCUCCCCACCAUCACACCACCAAAGGCCUCCCGCCCCACCUCAUGUUUUCUCUAUUUUCAGCCUUUUACAAUUCAAGCUCCACCUUCUCCACAAUUCUCAAAACAAUUAACCCAGAUUUGCUCAUAUAUGACUUUGCUCCUUCCUGGGCGCCGGAACUUGCUUCAUCCAUGAACAUCCAAUCCGUUUUCUUCAUGUGCAGCAGUGCUGUAAUGUUUUCAUUGACGUAUCAUUUUAUCCGGGACCCCACUGUUGAUUUCCCUUUUCCAGAUAUUUAUCUGCACGAUCACGAACAGGAGAAAUUCAUGUCGCUCAUUGAAUCAAGACGCAGCAGAAUCCAAAAGGCAUCAUCUUGCAUGGCUUUGAUCAAGACUUCGAGAGCAAUCGAAGCAAAAUACAUCGAUUACCUCUCUGUUUUAUUCGAGACGAAGCUCGUCCCCGUAGGUCCGCUCAUCAAUGAUCCAACUGACAACCCAAUUGAGGAUUCCGAUUUCAUGAAAUGGCUUGACAAAAAGGAGAAAUUUUCCACUAUCUUCGUUUCGUUUGGUAGCGAAUACUUUCUCUCCAAGGAAGAGAUUGAAGAAACUGCUCAUGGGUUGGAGCAGAGCAAGGUUAAUUUCAUCUGGGUUCUAAGAUUUCCGGCUGAAUUAGAGAAGUUCAGCAUCAAAGAGGCACUCCCUGAAGGGUUUCUCGAGAGGGUUGGGGAAAGAGGAAAGGUGGUGGAGGGAUGGGCGCCGCAAGCGAGAAUUCUUGGGCAUCGGAGUGUCGGUGGGUUUGCGAGUCACUGCGGUUGGAACUCAUUGCUGGAGAGCAUAGCAAGUGGGGUCCCGAUAAUCGCGAUGCCGGUGCAAUUCGAUCAGCCGUUGAAUUCGAGGUUGGUGGAAGAAUUGGGUAUCGGAGUUGAGGUUAAGAGAGAUGAGAAGGGGAGACUUCGCAGAGAGAAAGUGGCGGAAGUCAUAAGAGCGGUGGUUGUGGAGGAAGGCGGUGAGUGUGUGAGACGGCAGGCGAAGGAACUGAGGGAGAUAUUGCGAUGCAAAGGAGAAGAAGAGAUGAACGGCGCCAUGGAGGAGCUACUGCAACUAUGCAAGGGCAAAAAGGAGAAUUGAUAAUGCAAAAUUUAAUAAAGCAUUCGCUUUUAU
This is a messenger RNA of Rubroshorea leprosula, 1542 nucleotides long. The record is from the annotation of a GenBank genome assembly. NCBI's taxonomy places the organism in Eukaryota, Viridiplantae, Streptophyta, Magnoliopsida, Malvales, Dipterocarpaceae.